AUGUCCGAGAGCACCGAGAAGACUUUCCACGUCACCGCCGAAGACAUCCGCAAGCUGGAGAGCCGGCAGUCCAAACAACACGGCGGCAAAGUUCCCAAAAGCUCCGACGCAUCUUCCAUCGUACACCAAAACAAGGGCGAUCCCACAGACGUGCAAGCCAACCUUCCGCUGCCCGAUGAUCCUCCCGGAUCCAGCGACAUGAAGAGCGCCGAUGCUCGGUUCCACACCGGCGUGGGCAGCGGACGGUUCUCGGGAGAUGUUGCGCGUGAUCCCCAGAGACAACCGGCUACGCAGGCCAGUGCCGCUAGGGAAGAUGGAAAGAUCCGUCAUAAGGAAACUGUGUAA
Molecule: messenger RNA, 345 nt
Organism: Tricharina praecox
Lineage: Eukaryota; Fungi; Ascomycota; Pezizomycetes; Pezizales; Pyronemataceae
Exons: 2
Coding region: 1-345 (114 amino acids)
Source: RefSeq, a predicted model, not a curated record